CAGCGAUGAAAUUUUAAAAAAGAAAUUAGUUGGGUGAGCGUUUGCUUAGUCUUACAUGUCGAGGGCGAAAUAGUGUUUUUCUUAGCGAACUGCUGGUAAGUCAGAUGAAAAUAACAAUCGAAACUUAAAGAGAACAUCUGAUGGUCUGCGCUUGAUUUUAAAGUCGAAACCCAAGAUGGCUCUUCAUAGAAAAAAGGAGGAGGCUUUAUUGAACUGGAUAAACAGUCUCCAUUUGGACAGUCCAAUAGACCACAUAUUCCUCUUACAAGAUGGUGUCAUUCUGGUGAAACUCAUACAUAAAUUAAAGAAGCAAGAAAUAGGAGUGGAUGCUGUCUUGGAGCUGCCCCUGCAGGGAAGAUUAGAUUUUAUUUCUGCAUUUUUACAAAAGGAUUGCAGAUACAAAGCUGACAGAGGUACCAUUGUAUCCUGGGACAACAUUGUACUGGGCAAAAACCUUGAUGUCGAACUGUCAAAGGUGGUCGUUCUGCUGUUGUACCAUUCUCUCAUGAACGGAUUGCUGGGACUGGACAGGCUGGGCUAUGACAUAGAGUUGGAGCUGGCUGAUGUACUUCGCUUCGUUUUGAACAAUGAAGACAGCCUUUACCUAAGUGAUAAUUUGGAGAAAAUUCUCAAAAAGCAGUCAAUUUUUGAUUUCUCCAGUGCAUCCAGUUCGAGUUUCAGUGACGAGGAGUCGCCAGUUUUCUCCAGACGACGGAGGCCAGAAGUUCAGUUCCUGGAGCUGAAAACUGUGGCAUCAAGUUCUGUUGGGUCACCCAUACAGGAUGUACUAAACACGCCUCAGUUUCGGCUUAGGAAACUGCAGAAGCAGUUGGUCCAGGAAAGGGAGAUGAGGGAUGAGCUGGAACGAGAGUUGGCCAGCAGGAGUCAGGUCAUCACAGAGAGGGAGAUGCAGGUUUCCCAGCUUCAACACAGAGUCCAGAGAAUGAUGAGGGACAGUGAGGAACAAGAGCAACAGCCUAAGGAGAUUGAGCAGCUGCAGAGAAAAAACGAAGGGCUCUUGACUCGGUUGCAUGAUGUUCUGAAGCAAUGCCAAGAACUGAAAACAAAUAAAACUCAAAUGGAGAGGAAGAUUGAUGACUUAACAGAAGAAAAUGGAAUUCUCUCUGUCCAGAUGCGAGAGAUUUUUUCUCGCUUGUCAAGUGCUGAGGCAGCUGUGCAGAAACUGAGUGCAGAGCAGGAAUCUUCACAGGUGGAAUGGGAAAGUAAGAGAGGUCUUCUUGAGAGUGAACUUGGCCAGGCUCUCUCUCAAAAGGAGUACUUGAAUGAGCAAAUCCAGAUUCUGCAGGGGAAGAUCUCCAUUCUUGAGGAUGAACUGAGCAAGGCAAAGGCUGAAACUCUGGGGGGAGGUGAAGUCAUGGGUCCCAUCAUGGAGUGGGAACGACUAAACCAAGAGAUUGCUGACUUGAAUCAUAAGCUAUCUCAGCUUCAAGAAAUCAUCAUUCAACUGCAAAAGGAAAAAAAAGAAAUCGAAAUGAUGUAUGAGGUAGAAAAGACCAAAUUUGAGGCUGAGAAAGCUCGUUUAGAAGAGCUUGUAUCUGAGCUGAAUAAAAUGCUGACUGUCCAGCGGGGUGAGAGAGAGGCAUUGGAACAGGCCUUAAGGGAGCAACGGGUGUCACUGGAAGCACAGAUCGAGGCCUUAACUGCAGAUAUUGCAUCUCUGACAGAAGCUGUUCAGCAGAGGGAGUUGGCUGUGACUAAUUUCAGUCAGAAAGUAGAUGUGGAACGGAAGAGGGUGGAGAAGCUGACAGAGGAGAUGGAAAAACAGGAACGGUUUGCUCAGAAAACAAUCCAGGAACUUCAUGAGAGGGUAGAUCACCUGGGCUCUGUUCUGAAUUCAAAGGAAGAGGAAGCACGUUCUAAUGCAGAGGAGUGGGCUCGGGAAAGGCACGAGAUCUCCCGCCAACAGGAGGUGCUGAUGGAGGCCAGGGAGACCAUUUCCAGGGAAAGGGAUGCCAUUGCCACAGAGUAUCAGCAUUUUCAGCAAGAGAAAGAAGAGGUUGCCUGCAAGCUGAACCAGCAGAUUGUACUCCUGGAAGAACAACAGAGUGUGGAGUGGUCUCUCUUGUCAGAGCUCAGAAAAGAAAAGCAAGAACUUGAGCAGAAAGUUUCAUCUAUAGAAGCUAUAGUGGAUAAUCUCAGAACUAGAUGUCACGGCUUGGAGUUGGACAGUGAGGCACAACGAGCCAGCCACCAGGAAGAAGUGGAGUCUCUGAAGAGAAAGUUGCAUGAAGCAGAAAGUAUCCUUGGAGUUUAUGAAGGAAAGCUGGCUGAUCAUCAAAAGAUUGUUGAGGAGCAUAUAGCUCUUCGUGAUGAACUCUCUGCUGCAGCAGAAUGUGCUAAAGGUUUAAGGGAUGAGCUGGAAGUGGAGAGAAGCAAACAUAAAGAGACCCUUGCAGCUAAGCUCCAGAGCAAAUCCCAAAUGAUGGAGGAAAUGAGGGAGCUUGAAGAGAAGACACAGAAUAUGUCUGUGGAGAUGCAGCACCUGGGCCAGCAACUGAGCAAAGUGCAGCAGGAGAAAAUGCGGGUUGACGCCAGUAUGGCAAAGCUGAUUGAGGAGGGCAGAGAGGUGGAAAGGGGACUAACUGCUGCACGUGAUCAAGCUUUCCUCACAAUCAAGGAAAGAGAAGCAGAAACAUCAAAGUUGAGGUCAGAGGCUGAAGCUCUAUCAAGCAAGGUGAUUUUGGCAGAGGAGGCCAAAGCUAUCGAGUUAGCAAAAAAAGAUGACGAAAUGCAGGUUCUGUCUAAGGAGAUGAAGCAAAUUCAGAUGGAACUGGGAACUGUAAAGAAAGCUAAAGAUGAUAUGGAGCUUGAUCUGCAGUCCAGUAUUGAGAAACGGCAGGAACAACUUCUAGUGCUGCGCUUUCAGAUGAAUGAGUUGGAAGAAUCCGCAAAUCAAAAGGAGACUGAAAUUGAGGUUUUGCAGACCAAGCUUUCUAACAAAGAUGAAGAAUUAAAGGCUUUUUGUCUUCAUGAAAAAGUUGAAAGGGAGGAACUGCAAAGACAACUUAAACAGGAAGAAGACAGAUGCUUAAUGUACAAACAAGAAAUAGUUGUAAAGGACAAGGAGGUUAACUUCUUGAAAAUGGCAAUGGUGGCAAAAGAGGAAGAAAUAAAUUCAUUAAUGCAGAGCAUCCAUUCUGGGGAAGAGAAGGCUUCAGCUUUUCAGGAUCUACAGGAGAAAAGGCAUGAGGAGCAAAAGCAAGCCAUAUCUACUCUUGAAAUUAGGUUAUCUGAUGCUCAUAGACUGUUAGAGGAGAAGGCCUCUUCCAUUGAAAUGCAGACUAGUCAAGUUAUGCAGUUGCAAAGGGAUUUGUCUACUGAGCAGGAACGGGUUGUUUCUUUGGAGCAGAGUAUGAAGGUGUCAGACGAUGCCCUCAUACACUGUAAAUUGGAGAAAGAGGCCCUGAAAAAUGAGGUUACCUCCUUGCAAGAACUUGCUGAAAAGCUUAAGGGAGAACUUGAAGAGCUGAAGAGAGAACAUGAGAACCUGAGACUUCAAGUUGCAGAAACUGAGACUCUGCAUAACAAAUCUGAAGAGAGGAUUGCUCAGCUUCAAGCCCGGUUAGGGACAGCAUCUGCUCUUGCUUCUGAGAAGGACUCUCAGCUAGAAUUACUUCAUGCAGAACUGAAAGAGAGGGACAGCUUGAGAAUCCAAGCUGCAGAAAUGGAGGCUCGGCAUAAGGAACUGGAAGAGAGCAUUGCUCAGCUUCAAGCCCGGUUAGGGACAGCAUCUGCUCUUGCUUCUGAGAAGGACUCUCAGCUAGAAUUACUUCAUGCAGAACUGAAAGAGAGGGACAGCUUGAGAAUCCAAGCUGCAGAAAUGGAGGCUCGGCAUAAGGAACUGGAAGAGAGCAUUGCUCAGCUUCAAGCCCAGUUAGGGACAGCAUCUGUUCUUGCGUCUGAGAAGGACUCUCAGCUGGAAUCACUUCAUGCAGAACUGAAAGAGAGGGAUGGCUUGAGAAUCCAAGCUGCAGAAAUGGAGGCUCGGCAUAAGGAACUGGAAGAGAGCAUUGCUCAGCUUCAAGCCCGGUUAGGGACAGCAUCUGCCCUUGCUUCUGGGAAGCAAUCAGAGCUAGACUUGCUGCAUAAAGAGGUAAGAGAGAGAGAGAAGCUGAGAAUUAGAGCAGUGGAGGUUGAAGAAGCACAGCAUAAGGAAUUGGAAGAGCGGGUCACUGAGGCAUCAACUCUUGCCUCUGAGAGGAAAUCCCAACUUGACUCAUUGCAUAAUGAAAUGAAUGAGAAGGACCAUGUGAUCAAGACUCAGCAUAUGGAGUUGGAAUCCACUGUAACCCAGCUGAAGGAACAGCUUCAUACUGCCACCUCUCUUGCUGCUGUACAGAAACGGGUCAAUGAAAAAUUAAAUGAGGACAUUCGAAGGCUUGAUGUCGUAAGGCAAGAGUCAAUGGAAAGGGAUGCGCUCCGGAUUCGUGCUAUAGAAGCUGAGGAUCUGAAAAGGAAAGAAAUGGAAGAGACUAUAGUGAAGCUCAAGUCAGAGAUCCUUACACACACUACCAAACUAGAGCAUCUUAAUAAGUGGCACCAGCAGCAGCUCUCAGUGCUUAGGAAUGAGAAUCAAACGCUGUUGUCUAUGAAGGAGUCCAUGGUGAAGGAGCAGGAGGUUUCCCAACGGGUGAAGGUCUCCCUGGAGAGCAAGCUGAAGCUUGCUGGGCAGGAGCUGUCUGUACUUCUCCCCUUACAGGAGUGUAAGGCAGAGAACGAGCGGCUCAUUGGUGAUCUUCAGGAGCAGCUGCAGGCGAAAACUGAAGCAAUGAAACACUGCAAAGCUCAGGUUCAGAUGGCGAAGACCCACUACAAUGGGAAGAAGCAGCAGCUGCUGGAGGUCCAGGAGAAGGCUCAAACACUAGAGAAUACACUUGAGAGCAGAGAUCAGGAGGUGAAGGUACUCAGGAGUGAGAUGAAGCUGCUGCAGAUAGAGCUGGAUCAGGCCAAGCUCUCAGAGAAAGAUCUGGCCUUAAAAGUGAACAGCUUGCAGGCUCAGGUUGACUAUGCUGACAGGCAACUGAGGGAAUAUGCAAAGCAUGGGAUUGACACCACUCUGAAUACCUGCAAGCCUCCCUCUCAGGAGGAACGGAGUGAGAAGCUAGCAGACCUCAGCAAGGACAGCCUGGAUUUCUGCUUGGACGACUCCCUCAGUGCCACCCGGAAGCCGCUGGCGCAUGAGGAGUCCAGCACGCCGCUGGUGCGCAGCUCGGAGCGCCUGAGGGCGAAGCGGCGGGCACUGGGUGACGACUCCAUAGACACCAUCUUCUUCACCCCCAUGGCCAGCAACUGCCCCAGGAGUAAGCUGGAGAACAGCAUCAUGUCGCUGGGCGAGCUUGCGAUCGACUCGUCCAAGAAGAGCUACUCUGCCCGCCGGCGGACCACACAGGUUAUCAACAUCACCAUGACUAAGAAGACUCCAGGCAAAGCUGAGGUCGAUGGUGAAAGCAGCUUGUUCUCCAGUCUCCACUCUGCCCAAUCGGUUCCCAACAUUGCCUCGCAGAGGAAUCGCCCGAUCUCCAUGGAGUUCUUUGAUGAGCCUGUUGGGGGCAGCAGUGACCACCUCCUGAGUUUGCCAGGAUACCGCCGCAGCACUACUCACAGCCACGUCCCACCUCGCAACAUUAACACGUAUGGUGUGGGAGCUGAGAAUGAACCUGACGUCACAGACGACUGGAAGCGCAUUGUUGAGCUCCAGGCCCGAAAUAAAGCCUGUCUGCCUCACCUGAAGAGCAGCUACCCUUUGGAGUCCAGGCCAAGCCUGGGAAUGCCGUUGUUUAACAUCACAGAUGAAGACCUGAGGACUGGAGACCCGAUGGAGACGAUUCGUCGUGCCUCGAUGCUCCCAGAUCAGAUUGGGGAAGGCGUGGCUUCCCGGCGCUCUACCAUGCUGCCUGGCCAGAUUGGUGCCGGGCUGGCAUCACGCCGUGCCUCCGUGCUUCCUAAGCCGGCUUCUGUUGUUGGCCAGAAUGCAGGAGGGUCUGUCUUCUCCCUGAAGCGCCAAGGCGAUAACUUGCUGGAGUCGGACACACCAGAAGCUAAGAAGAUGCCAAGCUGCUUCCCCCGACCAAUUCAGAGCAAAUCUCCCAAUACUCCUGCGGAGCGCAGGCAGUCGGUGAUGUUCAGUGUUGACAACACACCCCAUAAGAAUGCCAAGAGCAGCAUUCUGCAGCGAGGCAUCAACAAGAUGCGGAGUAGCACCCGCAAGUCCCCAGGAUCCGUCAGCAAGAUCGCUGGUUCCGUCAGCAAGAUCGCUGGUUCCGUCAGCAAGAUCCCUCGCUCCAGGAAGUCUCCCCAGAGUGAUGCGGCGAAGCCACAGCGCCGCUCCCCCCGGAUCAACUGCAGAAAAUCCCCCAAAAUCACCGCCAGUGCCAAGAAGAGUGUGGACUCAACAGGCAGAUGGCAGCAUUACCAUGCAGAUAAUGGCUUACCGGCCACGAAUGAAGAUAUGAUAGCUGGACGUGUUCUGGUUUGCCCUACUGCUUCACACCCAGACAAGCAUCAAUCAAACUAAAGAACAUUUUAUCCUUUUAAACUGAGUAAUUAUUUUAAUGGGUGUGCAUUUUAUGAAACCGGUCAAAGUUCAAUUCAUCUUUUUCAUUAAAGAAUGUUAAUCUUCUAA
This is a messenger RNA of Paramormyrops kingsleyae, 6643 nucleotides long. NCBI's taxonomy places the organism in Eukaryota, Metazoa, Chordata, Actinopteri, Osteoglossiformes, Mormyridae. The record is from RefSeq and is a predicted model, not a curated record.